AUGGACUUCAUGUCGUUCGGCAGUUCAAUGAAAUGUCCCGACCAUAAUUUCUUGCCUAUUGGAAGAAAAGGAGGCGGCCGCCGCAAGGAGGAGCAUCGCCACCACCACAUCGUACGCAAGAAAGUCGAGGAGGAACAGGACUUCGAAGAAACAGAAGUCAAAGAAGUGAAACACAAACGGAAAACUUUCAAGGAGCAAGAACUAGAGUCAGAGACCGACAGUUCCAGCAGUUCCAAGAAAUCCUCGGAGAAUGACAGCGCCAGCUCUGGCUUUGAGAGAGACCAGAGUGAGCAGUUCUCGGAGAAGAAAGAAGUGAAACAGAAACGGAAAACUUUCAAGGAGCAGGAGCUAGAGUCAGAGUCCGACAGUUCCAGCAGUUCCAAGAAAUCCUCUGAGAAUGACAGCGCCAGCUCUGGCUUUGAGAGAGACCAGAGUGAGAGGUUUUCGGAGAAGAAAGAGUUUAGCGAGAGUGAGAGGGAGAGCCAGAACAGAUUUGGAGAACGCAGGAGAGUCAGCAUCAACCCACUCCCAGACCCGAACCUUCCGGACCUGGACGAGUCUACCCCAGGAGUCGAGGACGUCGACCUGUUCGGCAAGCCACAGCGGCCGGUUCCACCACAGGGACCCGAACAACCGAGCGAACCGAAAUGGCCUCUGUGGUCAGCGGGACCUGACCAGCCAGACCAGUGGUCAGCGGGACCUGACCAGCCAGAUAAACCCCAGUGGUCAGCGGGACCAGACCAGCCAGACAAUCCCCAGUGGUCAGCGGGACCAGACCAGCCAGACAAACCCCAGUGGUCAGCGGGGCCUGACCAGCCAGACAAACCCCAAUGGCCGGCGGGACCUGAACCGCCAGUUAAUCCCCAAUGUGGUCAUCGGGACCAGACCAGCCAGACAAAACCCAAUGGCCAGUGGGACCAGAACCGCCAGUUAAUCCCCAAUGGUCAGCGGGACCAGACCAGCCAGACAAACCCCAGUGGUCAACGGGACCUGACCAGCCAGACAAACCCCAGUGGUCAGCGGGACCUGAACCGCCAGUUAAUCCCCAGUGGUCAACGGGACCAGACCAGCCAGACAAAACCCAAUGGCCAGUGGGACCAGAACCGCCAGUGA
Messenger RNA from Cydia amplana, 1113 nucleotides. Its product is annotated as proline-rich proteoglycan 2-like. The transcript has 5 exons. NCBI's taxonomy places the organism in Eukaryota, Metazoa, Arthropoda, Insecta, Lepidoptera, Tortricidae. The coding region runs from base 1 to 1113 and encodes 370 amino acids. The record is from RefSeq and is a predicted model, not a curated record.